AUGGAGGAAACGUAUGAAUCGGUUAAGGAUCAGAAAGCUGUCGAGGGUAGAGUCGAAAAGAUUGAGAGUUUGUUGAGUCUUCUCUCUGGGGAGGAGGAGUAUUAUCCUUGGUUGAAUGUGCUUUUGAUUCGGCUCUAUGUUCAAGAAGACAUUCUGGAAUCUAUGGAGAGGAGAAUCGACGAAGCGUUCGAGCGUAACACGUGUGUUAAUAAGUCCAGUAUCAUGCGGGCAAUCACUGCAGCUUACUUCAGGUGUAAUGAAGUUGACAGUCUCGUUAAAUUUGUUAAGCGUGCUGAGUCUGCUGGGUGGAAGCUAUGCAGAUCUCUCUACCACUGUAAGAUAAUGAUGUAUGGGUCGCAAAAACGCUUUGAAGAGAUGGAAGGUGCUGUGAAUGAGAUGGGAGAGAGUAAUUAUGGGAUUGUGACUAAAACGUUUGCGAUUAUGUGUAAGGCUUAUAAAAGUCUUGGAAUGGAGUCAAAUGCUGAGAAAGUGAUGGGAAAGAUGCUGAAACAUGGGUAUCUAUGUGCUCCAAAAACAAGUUUAACUCAAGCGAGUUUAGAUGAACCUCAACUUGCGUAA
Brassica napus (rape) is the source of this 579-nucleotide messenger RNA. RefSeq names its product pentatricopeptide repeat-containing protein At2g30780-like. NCBI's taxonomy places the organism in Eukaryota, Viridiplantae, Streptophyta, Magnoliopsida, Brassicales, Brassicaceae. The record is from RefSeq and is a predicted model, not a curated record. The coding region runs from base 1 to 579 and encodes 192 amino acids. The transcript has 2 exons. Gene Ontology annotation, molecular function: mRNA binding; protein binding.